AUGGCUGAUCGCGAUAUUCUCCCCGAUAACCUCAAGCCCUCCCACUACGCCCUGUCCCUCCGAGACCUCGAGUUUCAGAACUGGACAUACCAGGGAACCGUCGACAUCACCGUCGAGAUCACCAAGCCCACCAAGGAAGUCGUCCUCAAUGCCCUGGAAAUCAAGCUCUCGAGUGCCAAGGUCACUGAUGAUGCUGGCCAAGAGGUGUCGUCGACGAACUUCUCCUACGACGAGAGGGCUCAGCGUGCCACCAUCGUCUUCGACCAGGAGCUCCCCACAACCUCUAAGGCGGUGUUGUCCAUCGGCUUCGAGGGUAUCAUGAACAAUGAGAUGGCUGGUUUCUACCGAAGCAAGUACAAGCCCGCCGCUCCCGCCGCCGCCUCUGUUCCUCGAGACGACGACUGGCACUACAUGUUCAGCACCCAGUUCGAGUCGUGCGAUGCCCGCCGCGCCUUCCCCUGCUUCGACGAGCCCAACCUCAAGGCUACUUUCGACUUCGAGAUUGAGAUUCCCGAGGACCAGGUUGCUCUCAGCAACAUGCCCGUCAAGGACAUCAAGAAGACAAAGGAUGGCUGGCAGGCGGUCUCCUUCGAGACGAGCCCCAUCAUGAGCACCUAUCUUCUCGCCUGGGCAUUUGGUGACUUUGAGUACGUCGAGGCUUACACCGACCGCCAGUACAAUGGUAAGACCAUCCCUGUCCGCGUCUACACGACUCGCGGUCUUAAGGAGCAGGGCAAUUGGGCUCUCCAACACGCUCCCAAGAUUAUCGACUACUUCUCAGAGAUUUUCGACAUCGACUACCCCCUGCCCAAGUCUGACUUGCUUGCCGUCCACGAAUUCACCCAUGGCGCCAUGGAGAACUGGGGUCUCGUGACCUACCGUACUACCCAGGUUCUCUUCGACGAGAAGAAGUCCGACGCGAGGUUCCGCAACUCCGUAGCCUACGUCGUCGCCCACGAGCUUGCCCACCAAUGGUUCGGCAACCUUGUCACCAUGGACUGGUGGGAUGAGCUCUGGCUCAACGAGGGCUUCGCCACCUGGGUCGGUUGGCACGCCGUUGAUCACCUCCACCCCGACUGGAAGGUCUGGGCCCAGUUCGUCAACGAGGGUAUGGAGUCUGCCUUCAAGCUCGACAGCAUUCGCGCCAGUCACGCCAUCCACGUGCCCGUUCGUGAUGCUCUCGACGUCAACCAGAUUUUCGACAACAUCAGCUACCUCAAGGGAUGUGCUGCCAUCCGCAUGCUUGCCAACCACCUCGGCGUUGAGACCUUCCUCAAGGGUGUCUCCAACUACCUGAAGAAGCACGCUUACGGCAAUGCCAAGACCUCCGCGCUCUGGCAGGCUCUCAGCGAGGCCUCUGGCCAGGAUGUCAACGCUCUCAUGGACCCCUGGAUCUCCAAGAUUGGUCACCCCGUAUUGAGCGUCAAGGAACCCUCCCCUGGCGAGAUUACUGUCCGCCAGUCUCGCUUCCUCGCAACCGGUGAUGUCAAGCCGGAGGAAGAUGAGACCAUUUGGUGGGUCCCUCUCCUACUCGAGGGUAAGGCCGGCGCCCAGGGUGUCCAGCCCCUUGCUCUUACCACCAAGGAGGAGACCAUUGGCGGUAUCGACGAUGACUUCUACAAGCUCAACUCUGGCGCUACCGGCUUCUACCGUGUCAGCUACCCUCCCGAGCGACUCGAGAAGCUGUCUAAGCAGCUCGACCGCCUGAGCAUCGAGGACAAGAUCGCUAUCAUCGGCUCUACUGCCGACCUGGCCUUCAGCGGAUAUGGAAGCACCCCCUCUCUCCUCUCCUUUGUUCAGGGCUUCGCCAAGGAGACAAACUACAUGGUCUGGAGCCAGGUCCUUGACUCCAUCGCGCGCGUCAAGGGUGUCUUUGGAGACGAUGAGGCCAUUCGCGCUGGAUUGGAGAAGUUUACUGUUAAGCUCGUGAGCGGGGCCGUUGACGAGAUUGGUUGGGAGUUUGCUGAGGGCGAGCCAUAUCUCACCUCUAUGUUGAGGAAGCGGUUGAUUGCCACUGCUGGCUUCAAUGGACAUCCUGGCGUCACUCUCGAGGCUCUCAAGCGUUUCAAUGCCUGGUGCGACGACCGUGACUCGGAUGUCAUCCACCCUAGUCUCCGUCUCGCCGUUUACAACGUUGCCAUCAAGAACAACCCCGCCAAGGCCGUCGAGGUCCUGAAGAACGAGUGGUUCAACACCAAGUCCAUCGACGGCAAGACCAUCUGCCUCAGCGCCCUCGGCGCCGUCAAGGACGAGUCCAUCAUCCGUGACAACCUCCUCCCCUUCCUCUUCAACGCCUCCCCUCCCGCCCCCGUCGAGAACUCCGUCCCGUCGGCCGACAUGCACGUCCUCGGCAUCGGCCUCGCCGGAAACCACAUCGCCCGCGGCAUCCAGUGGAAGUACCUCCAGGACAACUGGGCCGCCUGCGUCGCCAAGCUCGGUAACCCCAUCGUCCUCGACCGCUUCGUCCAGGUUUCGCUGCCCGGCUUCACGAACGCGGGCGUCAUCGAGGAGAUUGAUGCCUUCUUCGCCGAUAAGGAUACCAAGGCUUUCGAUCGCACGUUGCAGACCGUCAAGGACAAGAUUCGGGGACGGGCGGCGUAUCGUGAGAGGGAUAUUGAGGCUUUGCGUGAGUGGCUUACGACGAAUGGAUACAUGUCGUAA
Molecule: messenger RNA, 2661 nt
Organism: Scedosporium apiospermum
Lineage: Eukaryota; Fungi; Ascomycota; Sordariomycetes; Microascales; Microascaceae
Product: putative Aminopeptidase
Exons: 2
Coding region: 1-2661 (886 amino acids)
Biological process (GO): peptide catabolic process; proteolysis
Cellular component (GO): cytoplasm
Molecular function (GO): metalloaminopeptidase activity; zinc ion binding; peptide binding
Source: RefSeq, a predicted model, not a curated record